Messenger RNA from Cajanus cajan (pigeon pea), 956 nucleotides. RefSeq names its product dirigent protein 21. The record is from RefSeq and is a predicted model, not a curated record. NCBI's taxonomy places the organism in Eukaryota, Viridiplantae, Streptophyta, Magnoliopsida, Fabales, Fabaceae.
AAUAUUAAGGAAUAGUGCAAAAUAAUUAACACAGCAACUUGAUUCCGUUGGUAUGCACAAUAUAAAAGGAAGUGGGCGAUUCGAAUCCGAAGCGUGGCUCUUGAAGCAACUCACAAUGGCGUUCUUUCCCUCUUCGCUCCUCUUCAUCUUCAUCUUCCUCAUCUUAAUCUUCGUGUCCUCUCUCUCCAGCGCCAAAACGCAGCGUUUCGCGCGCAGCAUUUCCCCGUCAUCGCUGGGCCUCGACAAGCCGCAGAAGCUCAGCCACCUCCACUUCUUCUUCCACGACGUCGUCGGGGGGACCAACCGCACGGCGGUGCGCGUGGCGGCGGCGCCGACCACCGACCACUCCCCGACGGGCUUCGGCGCGGUGGUGAUGAUGGACGACCCGCUGACGGAGCAGGCGGAGGCGGCGUCGCGGGCGGUGGGGCGCGCGCAGGGGAUUUACGCGUCGGCCUCGAGGACCGAGCUAGGGUUCCUCAUGGCGCUCAACUUCGCCUUCACGGAGGGGAAGUUCAACGGCAGCACGCUCGCCGUCCUCGGCCGUAACGCGGUGGAGUCCGCCGUCAGGGAGAUGCCGGUCGUCGGCGGCACCGGCGUGUUCCGGUUCGCCACCGGCUACGCUCAGGCCAGGACGCAUUCUCUUGGCGCCUUGGAGGCCGUUGUCGAGUAUAAUGUUCUUAAUCAGAAGUGGAAGCAUGUCACGGGGAUAACAGUGUGGUGCUUGUUGAACAAGGGUGUUUGGAUUUUUGUGUUUUGUGGAAUGUGUUGUAAUAACUGUGAAUAGGAUUUCAUGUUGGUGAAUAAGGGCCAGCUAUUGCCCUUUGACUCGAAUUACUGUGCUUGAACUGUGAUUCCGGAAGACUGUUGGAUUUUCUGCAUGCUUUUGAAGGACAUGUUGUGACUUAUUAUUAUCAUAUGUUUCAUUUUUUCAUGUAUCUUUAUUUUUAUUUUGCAUC